Molecule: messenger RNA, 564 nt
Organism: Mesorhabditis belari
Lineage: Eukaryota; Metazoa; Nematoda; Chromadorea; Rhabditida; Rhabditidae
Source: the annotation of a GenBank genome assembly
AUGGAUUUAUUUCAAAACAAACCCAGCACCAGCUCGACCAUUUCGAGCAACUUUUCGAAUGCUCAAAUGGAAUGCACAGCACGAGAAACCACAAAAGAGGACCUCUUAAAGAUUGGGCAAAAACGAGUAAACACUUCUUCCGAAAUUUGCCCAUCACGAUCAAAGCUUCGAGAGGCUCUCUCACUUAAAUCAUACGACUCGUCGAUAAAUCAAAGCAGCAAUAUCCAAAUCAAAUUCGACAAUGACGAGUAUAAGUUUUUGGUAUUAGAUCUUCAUCAACGUUUGGAAGCAAGAGAUCGAAUCAUUAAAGAUUUGAAAGAACAGCUUUUACAAAUCCGAACACAAAGAGACAGUUUCAAAUUGCUUUAUGAUGGAGCAAAAAUCGAAAAUCAGUUGCUAAAAGGGACAUCAAAGAAAUGGACGGAGAAUGAGAGGAGAAUCGAUUUGAUGAAACCGAGCGAAUCAUUGGAACAAAAUCCCGCGAAAAGCUCAUCGAAAGAGUACGAGAUUGGUGUAAAGCAACUAUUCACAAAUGAUCUCUUUGUUGUACCGAAAGAUGAAAGU